Molecule: messenger RNA, 1984 nt
Organism: Phoenix dactylifera (date palm)
Lineage: Eukaryota; Viridiplantae; Streptophyta; Magnoliopsida; Arecales; Arecaceae
Product: L-type lectin-domain containing receptor kinase IX.1-like
Biological process (GO): protein phosphorylation
Molecular function (GO): ATP binding; protein kinase activity; carbohydrate binding
Source: RefSeq, a predicted model, not a curated record
AUGGCCCUCUCCGACUCUAGAUUUCUUCUUCCCAGUCUCCAAAUCUUGGUGCCCCUCCUCUUCCAGUUCCUGUCCAUCCUAAUCCCCCUUGCAAGCCCACUCUCCUUCAACUUCUCCGGUAAUCGUUUGGCCACACCAAACUUACGUUACCAGGCCGACGCCUUCUUCGAUGGCACAGUCAUCCAGCUCACCAAGAACCAAGCUGACUCCUCCCCUUCCUCCCUUCAAAGGAGCGUAGGCAGAGUCACAUAUCCUGAGCCGGUGCUCUUCUAUGACGACGCCGCAGUCAUCAACUUCUCUUCCUGCUUCUCAUUCAGGAUGGGCGACUUCAACAGCAGUGCAAGUGCCGAUGGGCUCGCCUUCUUCCUGUCGCCGUAUCCUUCUGAGAUCCCGGAGAACUCAUAUGGCGGGACCCUUGGUCUGUUCAGUACUUUUGGUGCCAACAAGACCAGAAACAAUACAGUUGUGGCUGUCGAGUUUGAUAGCUUUAAGAACGUCGAGUACAACGAUUCAAGCUCCAAUCAUGUGGGAAUUGACGUCCACACGAUCUUCUCCGUUGCGCAUGCGGACCUGAAUGCUAGCAUCCGACAGCAGGUCUUUGAUGCAUGCGUUGGUUACGAUGGCGGUGCUAAAAACCUGAGUGUCUUUCUUCGUGAUACCUUGGAUUCUUCAAGGCAUUGGAGCACGUCAUACGUUGUCGACUUGAGGGAGGUCCUGCCGGAUAAAGGUUCCAUUGGCUUCUCAGCUGCAACAGGCAACAAGAUCGAGUCCCAUCGCAUUCUAUACUGGAACUUCUCUUCCACGGAUUUGGAUAUUCAUACCAACUCGAGUCGUAAAAAAUAUGAAGCCUUGGCGUCUGUCGUUGGCGCUGGGGUUGUGGCAUUUGGGUUUGCUUCUGUGUGUUUCUGCACGCAUCGCGCAUGCAAGAAGGGCAGCACAGGGAAAGAACAAGUGGAGAUGGCUGUUGCCAUCGAUUCAUUAAUCAAUAAAGCAUUUGAGAGAAGUGCUGGGUCUAGGAGAUUUCCUUACGGUGUACUUGCGAGUGCAACCAGGGACUUUGCAGAGGAGGGGAAGCUUGGGGAGGGAGGAUUCGGGGGGGUUUACAUGGGAGUAUUGCAAGGCUCGGGUCUUCAAGUGGCCGUCAAAAGGAUAUCUAGAGGUUCCAAGCAAGGGACCAAAGAAUACAUAUCAGAAGUCACGAUUAUAAGUCGGCUGAGGCAUCGCAAUCUUGUUCAGCUAGUAGGUUAUUGUCAUGAAAAGGGUGACUUGCUGCUUGUCUAUGAGUACAUGCCCAACAAAAGUCUCGACUACCAUCUAUACCAUAAGGAGAAAUUGCUUGCAUGGCCAACGAGGUAUAAUAUUGCUUUGGGAUUGGCCUCGGCGUUGCUCUAUCUUCAUGAGGAGUGGGAACAGUGUGUGGUGCACAGGGAUGUGAAGCCAAGCAACGUGAUGCUGGAUUCCGAAUUCAAUGCUAAACUUGGCGAUUUUGGAUUGGCAAGACUUGUGGAUCAUGACUGCGACCCCGCAACAACAGUCCUGGCUGGGACCCGAGGAUACAUGGCACCUGAAUAUGCCUUCACAGGUAAAGCUUGCAAGGAGUCCGAUGUCUAUAGCUUUGGAGUAGUAAUAUUAGAAAUUGCAUGUGGUAGAAAGCCAAUUGCAGUAAAGUAUGGUGAAGUGAAUUUGGUAGAGUGGGUUUGGGAGCUUUAUGGAAAAGGGAUGCACCUGAAUGCAGCUGAUGAAAGGUUCAAGAUGAAGUUUGAUAAGCUACAAAUGGAGUGCCUGUUGAUUGUUGGGCUAUGGUGCACUCAGCUAGAUUACGAGCUAAGGCCAUCGAUAAGGCAAGCCAUUAAUGUUCUGAAAUUUGAUGCUCCACUACCGAUUUUGUCACCUAACAUGCCUCUUCCAGUCUUUUUACGUCCUCCUCCAGUCGAUAUCUCUAAUCUUUGUAGUACUCCCAACUCAAUCAAAUCAGAAGGCUGAA